Messenger RNA from Scophthalmus maximus (turbot), 567 nucleotides. Its product is annotated as basic salivary proline-rich protein 1-like. The record is from RefSeq and is a predicted model, not a curated record. Bases 1 to 567 code for a protein of 188 amino acids. The transcript has a single exon. Lineage: Eukaryota; Metazoa; Chordata; Actinopteri; Pleuronectiformes; Scophthalmidae.
AUGCCCCACCCCAGGGGAGAACAGCAGAGAGCCAUGCUGGGAAGCCCCCCCGCCGCCAGAGAGCGGGACCGCGGGGGAACCAGGUAUGACAGCCCCCCAGCCCAGCCAGAGGCCACCCCCCCGAGCGCAGGCAGAGCCAGCGGCCCCGAGUCCCGCGAACCCGAGGCCGCCCAAGACCCCGGACGGGGGGCCAGCCCCCCCAGGCAACCACCCCCAAGGGAGAGGGCCAAAACCCACCGCGACAACACCGGCCAUUGUGGCCCUGGGACAACUUCACGCCCCCACUGCAAGAGAGCCAGCAGGGGAAAACAGCGGGAGCACCACCCCCGUCAAAGAGGGCCCCGGCGAGGCACGCCACCCGCCUCAGACAUGAGUAAAAGCCCAAGGCCCCAGACCCCCGGGUCCAGAGUGCAACCCCCCACCAGAAGAGCCACGCCCCCCCCUGACCCACCCCAGGCCAGGCAAGGCGGCCACCAACCCAACGCGCCCCGACGCCCCGGGGCUCCAGGGGCAGAACACGAGGCCAAUGAGACCCCCCCCCCCCCACCCCCUUGCAUGCCUCUGUAA